AUGUCCGUAGCGCGUCGCCAUACCGCCCUUAUCACCCUCCCGUGCCUUCCUAUUUGUCGCGCCUCCUCCCGUUUCUGGCGGUCGCGCGCCCAUUUUGCCCAAAGCCCGCUCUGCCGUCCUCCCCCUUCCUCCGUCCCGUCGCGCGCGCAUUGCGCUCCCGCCGCCGCGCGCGCUAAGCACCGUCCGGCAUCGCGCGCGCCUGCCCUUCCUUUCGGCGCUCCCUGCCCUUCCUCAAUCCGCCCCUUCCCUCACCACCCUCCUCCUUCCCUCUCUCCUUUGUGCUUCCGCCCACUACCUCACCUCUUCCUCCUCCUAUUUUCUCUCCCCAUCUGCUGCGGCUCGCAGCUCCUUGUGGCGCUUCCUUCUCUUCCACAAUCCGUCCCCUUCACCCUCCUCCUCUCCUCUCUCCCACUAGUUCCCUCUCCAGUAUCUCACCCCUCCUCCACCUCUUUUUUCCCUUCAUCUGCUGCAGCUGCAGACUUCUCCGCCGCUAUCCCUCCUCCUCUGGUUUCUCCCCUCAUCGGCGCAGCAGUAGACUAUUCCGCCAUUUUCCCUCCUCCUCUGGUUUCUCCCCUCAUCGGCUCAGCAGCAGACUACUUCGCCAUUUUCCCUCCUCCUCUAGUUUCUCCCCGCAUCGGCUCAACAACAGACUACUCCGCCACUUUCCCUCCUCCUCUUGUUUCUCCCCUCAGCGGCUCAGCAGCAGACUACCCCGCCCUUAUUCCUCCGCCUCUUAUACCUCUCCCCACAUCUGCUCUGCAGCUGUCUCCUCCUCCUCAUGGCGACCUCUCUUGCCCUCUCCUCCCUCCCUCUCAAAGUGGUUCUGGCGCCAUUCCUGCCUCUUCCUCUGCACCCACCUCUUACUCCUCUGACCUCUAUGCUGAUGGCCUUCGUGCUGCCAUUGCUGAAACUGAGCGGCUUGUGGCCACGGCGCAAGUCACCGCCACGCCUGCUCCUGACAAUGCUGCUGCCCGUGACUUAGCUUGUAUUCUUGCUGAGUCCCUCGAGAGCACCCGCAAGCACCUCACUGAGCACCUCGCUGCCCCUUCUUGCUCUGCCUCUACGCCCCUUUCCUCUGCUCCAUCUCACACUGACCUUCUCGCUGACUGGCAUGUUGCCAACGCACGUGCCUGUCAAGUCAUCCUUGCCUGCCUCCCUCCAACUCUUCUCCCUUGCUGCUCGCACAUCCGCUAUGCCAAGGACCUUCUCGGCUAUCUCACUCAGCGCUUUCAAUCACAGACUCUCAUCAGCAUCAUUGCCCUCUUACGUGAGCUCAUCUCUCUUCGUCUUGCUGACUUCACCACCAUGGGAGACUACAUCGCUCGUGUGCAGACGCUGUCCUCCCAACUUGCCGCUCAACAGUUUGAGCUGUUCGAUCAUGUCUGCGGUGCCCUCCUCCUCACAGGCCUCACUCCUGAGUACAGUGUUCAUGUCACCUUGUAUGGUGAGCGACCCGCCGACCAGUGGUCGUUCUCCCGUGUCUCUGCCUUCCUCCUCCAGGCAGAGCUCAACCUCCGCAGCUGCCCUCCUACUGUCGCUGCUGUCACACCCUCUUCUGCCCCCCCUCCUCUCUCCACCACCACUGCCGCCGCUGCUUCCUCUCGCCCUCGCAACACCUUUCCUCCUUGCACCUAA
Closterium sp. NIES-65 is the source of this 1635-nucleotide messenger RNA. The record is from the annotation of a GenBank genome assembly. NCBI's taxonomy places the organism in Eukaryota, Viridiplantae, Streptophyta, Zygnematophyceae, Desmidiales, Closteriaceae.